AUGAGUAUCCAGAGGUUGCGUUACGCACAGGAGAAACAACAAGCACUUGCGAAGCGAUCACGCCGUGAUGUUGCAAAGCUGCUCAAUGAGGGCAAAGAACAGAAAGCACAUUACCGUGUUGAGAGUUUGAUCAAUGAUGAUAUACACAUUGAGCUUUUGGAGAUACUUGAGCUUUAUUGCGAACUACUUCAUGCUAGAGUUGCGAUCUUCAAUACCGUUUCUAACGAGGUGACAUUAAUUGAGUCACAUGUAGAUGAUGGAAUCAAUGAGGCAGCUAGGGCAAUCGUGUAUGCCGCAAUCUAUAUCCCUGAGAUCAAGGAACUAGUACAAAUAAAAGAUAUGUUGGGGCUGAAAUUCGGUAAUGAGUUUGUAAAAGCCAUUAUUGAAGACAAGAUAGGGGUUCCUGAGAAAGUGCUACAGAAAUGCUCGCCAAGACUACCAAAAAAAGAGCUGGUUGAGUUAUAUUUGAAGGAAAUUGCAAGAACUUACGAAGUUCCUUAUAGUGGCCUUGAGGAAUUGGAAACUGAAGGAGUUGAUGCUAAUGACGCAGAACUGACGGAAAAAGAGCCAAACUCGGACAAGUCAAGUACUAACUCAGAUGAUAGUAGGCCGAUACUUGCAGUCGAUAAUGAUGAACCAGGAGACGACAAGCAUCCAAUUAUCAUUAAAAAACCUCGUCAAAAUAGUGAAACUCUUAAUCAAGAAUUGAAGAUACCGAAAGCUAUAGUGAAUGACGUCAAAGUAUCUCAUGGCAAAUCAAAAGCCACUUCCAAAGAUAGUCUUGAUGAAUUAAGAAAACGUUUCGAAGCAUUAAAAAGAUAA
Messenger RNA from Kluyveromyces lactis, 822 nucleotides. It is a transcript of the gene IST1, whose product is annotated as Ist1p. Gene Ontology annotation, biological process: protein transport. Lineage: Eukaryota; Fungi; Ascomycota; Saccharomycetes; Saccharomycetales; Saccharomycetaceae. The coding region runs from base 1 to 822 and encodes 273 amino acids. The record is from RefSeq and is a predicted model, not a curated record. The transcript has a single exon.